Molecule: messenger RNA, 505 nt
Organism: Funneliformis mosseae
Lineage: Eukaryota; Fungi; Glomeromycota; Glomeromycetes; Glomerales; Glomeraceae
Source: the annotation of a GenBank genome assembly
CAAGCAAUAUGAUCUUCAUGAUGCAGUAUACAUAUAUGAAAAAAUGAGAAAGGAACGCGUUUUAGAGUUCGUUGCCAAUAUUGAUCCUUGUGGGACGAUAUUAAAGCAAGGAACAAAAAGAAAAGCGACAAAUAAUCUCGAAAAUAUAAUGCACGAAAUAAGCAUCUCUCCUGUAGGAGGUUUGAAAACCACAAAUAUUUUGAAAGAUGGAGAUGAUAUAGUCCAACGAUACUAUUCAAGCAAGCGCAAAUUAAUAGAUAGUGAAUUAACAAAAGUCGCUUCUAAUAAAGUAAUUCGACGUCGGAUAGAUACUCAUCCCAUUGGUCAACCACUUGAUCCCUUUACAUUAUUAGAACCAUUUAGUGCAACGGAUGAACAUUUUAAUGAUAACCUUAAAUUAAAAUUAGACAAUAUGAAAUCGGAGCGACUUGAGUAUUUGACAAGAGCUAAAACUUUUAUAGAAGAAAAUUCAAAAAAUGUUGAACAUCAGCGAACUGCUCAUGAU